Molecule: messenger RNA, 1068 nt
Organism: Helianthus annuus (common sunflower)
Lineage: Eukaryota; Viridiplantae; Streptophyta; Magnoliopsida; Asterales; Asteraceae
Exons: 4
Coding region: 1-1068 (355 amino acids)
Source: RefSeq, a predicted model, not a curated record
AUGAAGGAUCAAGAAGUUGUUGAUGACUUUGCUAAUUGGUUGUCGGGAUAUGCUUCGCGAGCCGCCGCACUCGGCUCGGAAAUAGAAGAAACAAAGUUGGUGAAUAGAUUUCUUAUGGAGUUACCUAAGCGAUUCAUUCAUAUGGUAGCGUCUAUAGAGCAACUUGUAGACUUGAAGACCAUCGACUUUGAUGAUGUUGUGGGCUGGCUAAAGGCAUAUGAGGAACGGGUCAAGGAUGAGGAGACUCAAGCCAAGCAACAAAACCAACUCUUGUUUGCAGGUUCGGAAGAGAAGGCAAAAGAAAAUGAGCAUAAGUGUGAGCAUUGUGGUUGUAGUAAAUCGAACUGCGAAGACUAUGGGCGUGGAGGCAGAGGAUAUGAAAAACCGAACGAUAAAAAUGAAUUAAUUCCAAUUAAAGAAUAUUCAGAAGGUGAUAAAAAGGAACACUCUAACGAACCAAGAAUGAUAACAUUGUUACAACAAUAUGUUAGAGAAGAUAUUUUGUUCCUGCUUCAACAUGAUGAAACGUCAAAAUCAAUGUGGGAAGCGUUGAAAGUGAAGGCCGAAGGAGGAAAGGAUAUUAAGAAAAACAAAAUAUCUUUGUUGAAGAAAGAGUUUGACUUGUUUAGUUGCAUGAAAGGAGAAACUAGCUUAAAUGAAGAAGCUGCCAAACAACAGAUGAUUUUUCUAGCUUCUAUUCUGGAAUCGUAUGAAAGAAGUCUGGUAGCGGGUAAAAUUGGAAACCCGAAUAUGAAAAAGGAAGAUUAUGACCAGAUCGAUCCAGAAGAGAUAGAACUGAUAGAUAUCAGAUGGUGUAUGACUAUUGUCAUAAGGAGAGCACAUAGGUUUAUGGAGAUUACAGGGAGAACUUGUCUAGGAGGUGCUGAAACAAAGCUGGGAUUUGACAAGUCAAAGCCGCCAAAGACGAAUCAAAAGCAGAUCGGUGAAGGUUCCUUAAAAGAAAAGAAACAAGCUUUGGUGGUAACUCAGGAUGACGAAGGGUUUAAUUGGAAUAAAUACAUUCCAGAAAAGAAAGUUGCUUUGGUUGCUAAAGUGAGAGCAAGUUGA